AUGGGCUUUUUCUUCUUUCAGCGUGUGCCAGUCGCCACUUUCCUUGCGAGCUGUGAUGCUACCUCGACUGCCGAACACACUACGAUGUCAAAUCCGGCGAAUCGGACACACAACACCCACCAACGACACCUGAGAAGCUAUAGCAUGAACGUUAUGGAGAUCGAGGACGACAAGCGAAUCCAGACCAAACUCAAUAAGGUUGACCUCGAGAAGAUCGCUCAAGGUUUCCGAGCUCAAGGAGUGCAAGGUGAAUCCCCGACAAUCAACGUCGACGCGAUUUUGCGGGCAGCACCCGCCAGAGAUCAAGAGCUCCAUCAAAUCGCCGCGUACUUUGCGAGUCGCAACGGGAUGCUCGGUAACUGGCUUCCCAAAUGA
Phytophthora sojae is the source of this 375-nucleotide messenger RNA. RefSeq lists its product as hypothetical. The record is from RefSeq and is a predicted model, not a curated record. The coding region runs from base 1 to 375 and encodes 124 amino acids. The transcript has a single exon. Lineage: Eukaryota; Oomycota; Peronosporomycetes; Peronosporales; Peronosporaceae.